Molecule: messenger RNA, 10119 nt
Organism: Colletes gigas
Lineage: Eukaryota; Metazoa; Arthropoda; Insecta; Hymenoptera; Colletidae
Gene: Ih
Product: potassium/sodium hyperpolarization-activated cyclic nucleotide-gated channel 2
Exons: 13
Coding region: 141-2162 (673 amino acids)
Biological process (GO): potassium ion transport; transmembrane transport
Cellular component (GO): membrane
Molecular function (GO): voltage-gated potassium channel activity
Source: RefSeq, a predicted model, not a curated record
ACAAUCAUCCACGGCUUAACAAAGAUGACAGCAUCAAGAUCAGCAUCGAGAACACGAACACUUGCACGGACAGCCUCGUCACUGCUCUAGACGACGAGACCUUGCUCAUCACUGAUUUCCUGGGCGAUACAGGCAACGAGAUGAAUUACAAGGGCAGCGGGAAGGUCCACUUCGGAGUGGACGACGUGUCCCUCUAUGGGACGCCGAAGGAGGAGCCUGGCCCGGGUUUACCGGGCCAGGAAGUCAAGCAGAGCUUCCUGAAGAAUCAGCUUCAGGCCUUGUUCCAGCCGACGGAUAACAAGCUGGCCAUGAAGCUGUUCGGCAGCAAGAAGGCGCUGAUGAAGGAACGGAUCAGGCAAAAGGCUGCAGGUCACUGGGUCAUCCAUCCUUGCUCCAGUUUUCGAUUCUACUGGGAUCUCUGCAUGCUCCUCCUGCUGGUAGCGAAUCUGAUAAUUCUGCCAGUCGCCAUUAGUUUUUUCAAUGAUGACCUAAGCACUAGGUGGAUAGCCUUUAACUGCCUUUCCGACACGAUAUUCCUCAUAGACAUUGUCGUCAACUUCAGGACAGGUAUAAUGCAGCAGGAUAAUGCCGAGCAAGUGAUCCUGGAUCCGAAGUUAAUCGCGAAACACUACCUCAGGACUUGGUUCUUUCUCGACCUCAUUUCCUCCAUACCAUUAGACUACAUUUUCCUCAUAUUUAAUCAAUUUCAGGACUUUAGCGAGUCCUUCCAGAUCCUGCAUGCUGGCCGUGCUCUAAGGAUCCUCAGGCUUGCGAAACUGUUGUCGCUCGUUAGGUUACUACGGUUGUCAAGACUGGUGCGGUAUGUCUCGCAAUGGGAAGAGGUCUAUAUAUUGCAGAACCUACAAAAAAAACGCACUGAGCGGAGGGGGCGCCUAAGUUCUGACAAUAUGAAUAAAAAGAAGUCCGGUUUCAGCAAAAGCGACCUUAUUUUUAAGUUCCUGAAUAUGGCAUCGGUGUUCAUGCGGAUUUUUAACCUGAUUUGCAUGAUGCUCCUAAUCGGCCACUGGAGUGGCUGUCUGCAAUUCCUGGUUCCUAUGCUCCAAGGGUUUCCUAGUAACUCGUGGGUCGCCAUUAACGAGUUGCAAGACUCAUUUUGGCUGGAACAAUAUUCAUGGGCCCUUUUCAAGGCCAUGUCGCACAUGCUCUGCAUAGGAUACGGAAGGUUUCCACCGCAGUCCUUGACCGACAUGUGGCUCACGAUGCUCAGCAUGAUCAGCGGUGCUACCUGUUACGCACUUUUCCUUGGACACGCGACGAAUCUCAUCCAAUCUCUCGAUUCCUCGAGAAGACAAUACCGCGAGAAGGUGAAACAAGUAGAGGAGUACAUGGCCUACCGAAAGUUACCACGAGAAAUGAGACAGAGGAUCACGGAGUACUUCGAGCACCGCUACCAGGGCAAAUUCUUCGACGAGGAGUUGAUUCUUGGAGAGCUCUCGGAGAAACUAAGAGAAGAUGUGAUCAACUACAACUGCAGAUCGCUGGUCGCGUCUGUACCCUUCUUUGCCAACGCCGAUUCGAACUUUGUCUCGGACGUCGUCACUAAACUGAGAUACGAAGUCUUCCAGCCAGGUGAUAUCAUCAUCAAGGAAGGUACAAUCGGCUCGAAAAUGUACUUCAUACAAGAAGGCAUAGUCGAUAUCGUAAUGGCGAACGGCGAAGUCGCGACCUCGCUGUCGGACGGUUCAUACUUUGGCGAGAUUUGCCUGCUGACGAACGCGAGGAGAGUGGCGUCAGUCCGCGCAGAGACCUACUGCAAUCUCUUCAGCCUCUCGGUGGAUCACUUCAACGCCGUGUUGGACCAGUAUCCGCUAAUGCGCAGAACGAUGGAAAGCGUUGCCGCCGAGAGGUAUAAGCUUUGGUUGAACAAAAUCGGGAAGAACCCGAACCUGGUGGCUCAUCGCGAGGAGGAUCUUGGCAGCGAGUCGAAAACGAUAAACGCAGUGGUGAACGCGCUCGCGGAGCAAGCUGCGCACGCUAGCGCCAGUGAAGAAUCGGUACACAGCUUGGAGCUGAGGGCUCUUCCAGCUUGCCUGUUGCCCAGACCGAAGUCUGAGAACAAUUUCGCGAGUCAGGAGCUCUCAAGGGAGGGACGAAAGAUCUUCCACAAAAGCGACACUUUUCAUAAGGACUCGUAUCAAUGACGACACUCGUUAUACUAGCAUACAGAGAGAUACUAACGGCUCCAUGUGUGACAGUGGUCUCCGCUGUCGGUAGGACCGUUGGCGGCCGUUUUAAGCCUGGAUUCUGGACGCUACUCUAGAAGCAGUCUAUACAUAGAUAUACGCCAUGCCAGUAGUCCUGUAGCGAUCGGUUUCUAGCGCCUUAUAUUAACCUGAUGGCAACGUUUGUCCAGAAUCUGCGCGUAAAACCGCGUGUACCGACGUGUCCCAUCCUCCAAUGGUGACACAGCACCAGGGGGCUCAUUCGGACACCUAUUAUUUCAUAGUGAAAGAUUCGAACUCGAACAGCAAUAAAUAGCGAACCGAUACUCGGAUGGAGGAUAGGCUAAACGCGUGGUGACUUUCUCGGUGCAGGGUGUGCAACAAUCAACGUUUGGAGAAAACUGUAGGGACAUUUUUUUAGUUUUUGAGCGAGAAUCGAACGCUGUGUCGCCGAUUGGAGGGCACGGAGCCGUUUCAUUUCUACGAGACUCUUCAUCGAAGUGUCGACAAAAGGAAAGACGCGACAGCAGAUGAAGAUCUCAACGACGACGAAGAGCAGGCCUAGAAAAUUUAUAGAGCGUAUGUGUAGUCCGUCGUGGACUAGGUAUAAAUCCUAAAACAACAGUGUAAUGAUGCGUAAUUCUCUGUGAUUUUGCAAAUCGACGUUUCGCACUUUACGGUGAAGGAGAGGGGGAAAGAAAAAAAAAAGAACAAUUAGUUUUGCAAGUCGACAUUUCCCGCUCCACAACGGAAGGAGAACAAGGGGGAAGGGGGGGAAAAGAAAAUGGAGAAACGAUUAUAACCUAUACGAACAAUUAGGAUUCACUUUUGUUUCGUUUUUUAUUUAAAACAACUAACAUAGAGAAGAACGUACUCGUAAGACGAGAAUAUUCCAGUUAUUAAUUUUGUUAACGUGUUUUAAAUUUAGCUUCGUAUCGUAAAUAGUUCCCGUACGAGUGAUCAGGGGGGGAGGGGGGCAAGAUGGAGGCGAACGAACCAACGUGCAAUGGCUCCGAAGUGACGAUCGGACCAGCGAAGAAUGAUCCCUGGAAUGGGUGGGGGAGGGGGAUAAGGGAACGCACAAGAAGAGGAGAGUUUCUCAUUUCACCGCGGGAAAUCUAACCUAAUUUCGUGAUUAACAGAGGGAAGCCUGCGUUCGGAACUCGCUUCGUUAUAAAAUAGAUCCAGUUUUAUUUUCUAAUACUUCUUGAGCCGCUUCGAAAAAAAGCGUAGUGAUAUAACACUGUAAGGCCGAGCUGUGUAUACAAGUUCUAUUAUAAUAAUCCGGAGUUUAGGAAGACCGUCCUGAGACGCGAACGAGAUCCAAGCCACGGGAACAGGUGGUGUAAAAGGUACGAAAAAAAAAAUCUAAUUUAGGGGGGAUGAUCGAAGUCGUUCUACGAGAAAAAAAAAAAAAAGAAAAUAAUAUUAUAAAAGCCCAAAGACCGUGUUAACUUGUUGAGAGUCCUUUGGGCUGCCACGACUAAAACGUCAAUGAAUGAAAACUAUUAAGUGGAACGCGAGGGGAAGUACCUUUUUAUUCAGGCGAAGUGACGCGAUGUACUAUAAAGAGAAAAAAAAAAACAAACAAACAACAACAACAAAAGGUAUAAAUAUUAUGUAAUAAAUUAUUAUUAUUGUUACGAUUAUCAUUGCAAUGAUUAUUACAUCCACUACCGCAUAAACUAGGCAGUUGUUAAGACGUAAAUGGCAAAAACAGAUACGCUGCGCGUAAUAGUGGUCAAUACACUGGUGCAAGAUAUUAUGUAACGUUUUAACCGUAACGCGAGAAAAAAAAAAAAAAGGGUUAAACGCCGACAAAAACGCCAAUACUUGUGGACAGUUUCGCGCGACGAUUCCCAGAGCUUCUUCUAAUGAGUUCACGUCGACACGACGCUUUCGCGGCAAUUAAUGAACAAUUCGAAGUCAAUUGACCAAAACGAUUCCAUUCACCUAGCGUUACUGUAUCAUUUUCGUAGCUGUUGGUGUAUAUUUUAGCGGUGAUAUUAUUUGUGUCUUUGAAAGUUUACGACGGCUGUUGAAUUUUCUGAUAUUUCUAUACUCACGACGAAAGGGGGAAACCCGGUUCUGAGGGGAUAUUCUCUGGAUCAGUGGCUCUUGAAUUUCAGUCAGUUUUAAAUCCCACAGGAACGUGUUUCACGAACAUUUCUAAGCGAUCUACCUUUUGCUUCGUAAAUGGAGUUCCGUAACUUCCUAUUUUAAUAAAAAAAAAAGACAUGGAGCCUCGCUCUUGUUCGCUCGUAAAAGGAAACGAACGUUCCUAGAAACGUUUCGUGCUCCAUUUUGUUUGAAAAUUCAAGAGCCACUGUUCCAAGCGUUAACUCGGCAGAGCGUAGGUCGCGUCUGUUAACAAUAAUACUCUUCUUCAAAACAAUUGCUAUAAGAGUCUAAUUUAAUAGCAGUGUUGCUUGUUACUUUGACGUACACUCUGACACUUUUCACUGACAUAUAUGGCGGGUGAAAGAAACGUGCCAUUCGUUUCCUAGUUGAACGUGUACACCUUUGUGCAUAUGUGAUUAUGCAUACAUGUACAUAUAUACAUAUAUACAUAUAUACAUAUAUAUAUAUAUAUAUAUAAAAAAAAAAAUACCCAUGUAAGAGAAUAGGAAUAUUAUACAUGCGUUUCAUACAUAUACAUAUGUAAACAUACACCUACACACAUGCGAGGAAAACAGAAGUACCUAUUUUUCAUGUAAGAGAGAAAGAAAGAGAGAGAGAGAGAGAGAGAGAGAGAGAGAGAGCGAGAGAGAGAGAGAGUUUUCUGUCAUUAUUUUACAUCUCCUCACGUCAUCCUAACUAUAUAAUACUAAAUAAAUGAUAAUAUUGUAAUAGCGACGAGAGGAUGAUUGCGUACUGUGGGUCGAAUAAAGCAUCACCAGAGAUAAUGGUAGAAUACUCGUAGACCGCAAUGACCGACGUUUUUAUAGAUUAAUCUAUACACAUAACAACCGGUCUAGGACUAAUCUGCCAGCGAGGUUUCGGGCCUAAGGUGUACGCGUGACUAAUAACAAAGAAGAAAAAAAAGAAGUAAAAGAAAAAAAAAAAAAUAAAAGAACCCAGACAAGAAAUAGAUUAUUGUUACUACUUCGGGAGACGAGAAACGGGGAUACGGUACCGAACGACGGCGAUUAUUCGUAACGGGCGAGGGGGAGGGGGGGAGUAAUGAAAACGAAAGAAACGAAACGAAGUUGUACUCUUCACUAUCACUGCUAACCAAUAGACGACUAUUUAACCACUGUCUGCUAACGUUGACGAUCGAAAGGGGCGUGCUAGCCGUUAAAUAUUGCGCAUUGUAACCUGUAUGUACAUAUACCUAGUGUGUACAUAUGUCGCCGGGCAGAGCACGGCGUUCCCGACGGGGGACACAGGGGGGGAAACACGCGAAAAUGGAACAUUAGGAUUAUAUCGAAACAAAAAGUAAAAGAAGCUAAAAAAAACAGUGUUUAAAAAUCGCGCGCGCGCGGCUAUUCCAGACGUUAACGCUAAGCGACAAGAGUGAGACGUAAUUAAGGAAAAUACAAUACAAAAAGAAAAAAGUGAAAAAAAAAACAGAAAAAACACAUACAAAGGCGAGAUAGUUUUUGUAUCAAUUGAGGAUUAGGUUUCGCGGCUUAGCAGAAACGGGGACGAUACACGAUCAGGGGUCCGGAAAUCGGAAAUGGUACGUAUAUUUGUAACAGCGAAUUACGGGACGAAUCCAAGGGAUGACAAAAAGAGUUCAAUUAAACACGGCAUAAACGCGUUACACUGUACAUAUAUAUAUAUAUAUAUAUGUGUAUAUAUAUAUAUACAUAUUUCUUUCUCCGUGCAAUCUCGUUGAUGAUGAAUUGCGAGAUCGUCAGUUCGCGGUUGCAGCUGGAACACACAAACGCCUAGAAUUGUCUUAGAGCCACGUAAAAAGAAAAAAAAAAAUAAAUAAGAACACGUAUAACACAAAAGACUGUAGCGCCAUGAAUGUGUAUCUCGGAUCUUACAUAUCAGAUGUUUCGUUUUGAGCGACUAUGGACACGUUUGCAGCGUGAAAUUUAGCUGUGCAACGAUCUAGGUAGGACCCCGGGCGAUGGGCGCGAACACUCCUCGAAAUAUUAUUUGAAACCGUUUAGACGGAAAGGAGGAUAUUUGUUAUUUUUUAAAGUGAUGGAUUGCUUCAAGUUACUCGUAGAAUAAUUUUUAAUUUUCAACUAGAUACGCUUUUGGCUUUAAAUAAUAUUUUUCGAGGAGAUGCAAUUGUAGAACGCCCAUCGCCAGGCAAACUUCCUUCGCUCGCAGGAGACCUACAACCUAAGACCUAAUACCUAAUACCUAACCCUACCUCCCCUCCCCUCCCCCCACCUCUCAGCCCUAAAUCUCGCAAUUCACGUUAUUCUCGAAAUUCCCAUUCUCGACGUCAUUGGUUUCCGAGUUUCAAGAAAUUCUCCCAGGAAAACUGAAAAAAAAAAAAGAAACUAAAUAAUCGAGCAUAGUCGAGCUGAACAUUAGCUGAGGACACCAGCGUAGACCUAACCUCCGUUUCCGGUUUCAAUGGAUCAAACGCGAUAAAAAACGAUUGAUAAACGAAACAUGCGACUGUCCAAUGUCAAGUAGAACGCUAAGCUUCGUUAGACAGUACACUGACGAGCGUUUCUCGGUGAUCUCUACAGGGUGACACAAGACUGGUUUAGCAUCAGCGACUCCUAGAUCCUAAGUAGACCUAUGCUCUGUGAUCCGGAACGGGAUUGAAUAUGAUUUACCGACACGUAGUACUCGUUUAAGGGCCGCCAAGUGAUUGAAACAACGAAAUCGAAGAUAUUAAAAUGGGUCGUUGACACAGAAAACGUACACCUCGAUUGCCUUGUAGAUCUCAUACAGGUAACUCUGGUAGGGGGUUUUUUGGGGCAGGGGAUCAGCGAAACCGUUCAUCCGCGACUACUUUCCCGUCAUCUUGAACCGUAGAAACUCCUGACUACUGUUUUCUAGCGGAACGUUUUUAAUUUUUAAUGUAAAAAAGAAAAAAAAAAAAGGUAUAAAAAUGUCGAAUUUAUCCGUUAACGGGAAGAUCCAGUAGUGUGGCACCACGUAGAAGUCAUCUUCGUCAUGCGAGAAACCUGCAUAGUAAACGCCUUGUAAAGAAACAGAUUAAAAAAAGGACAAAAAAAAAAAUAAUAAGAGAGCGAGAGAGAGAGAGCGAAAGAGAGCGAGAAAGAGAGAGAGAGAGAGAGAGAAAAUAACAUUACCCUAGCGUCAAUUUUCUACGAAAGAGUUUUCUACAAAAUUCACACCAUAAGCGUGUAUCUGUCGCAAUCGCGCUUAUCGUAUGAAUCUGUAUGUAUGCUAACACAAGCGCUGGUACGAAUCUCUUGACGUUUUUCUAUUAGAUAUCGUUGGCUAAGUUUGUUACCAAUGUUUAAAGAGCGGUGAAUCUGUUAUUCGAUGUAAAACCGAGAGGGCAGCCCCCAAGCAAGCAUUAGUAGCGGAAAUUAAAUAAAUGAAGCAACAAAAAAAAAAAAAAUAACUCAUAGAUGCUUGUUUCGAGACGCAGUAUAAUUGUAAAUUGCGAAUAAUGAACCAGAUAAAAAAAAAAGAAAAAAAAAAAUGAAGUGAAGCAAUUAUAACUAUCGUUCAAUUAUUGAGUUCUACAUCGGUGUUUAACUUUUCGCACUCAGUGGGCGCGCGCGCGCGCUUUCGUUUCCCGCGGUUAAUUUCGUUCGCGUACGGUUCAAAAUGGCCGCCGAUCGAGUGUGCAGAGGUUAAACCAUCGAUCGAGUAUUCUUAUCGCUCUGGGAAGAAUAGUCGAGUUAUCGUUGAAAAGAACAAAAAUUUCAUAAAAAAAAAAGAAAGAAACGAGGAAGAGGAUAAUAAACGAAACAGCGUGCAAAAGCGUUCGAUGAAAAGCGACGAUUGCGAUUACGAUUACGAUGUACUUUCGUUUUAAUUGUAAAUCCGUUGUGCGGUAAUGUUUUCAGUGGUGUGGUACUGCACUACUGGCGGACAACGUCAGAACGAAUUUUCUGCGAUCCCGCAACCAAAUUCGUUCCGACGGCGAGAUUUUUCGGUUCCAACGCGAUGAACAAUUUUCGAUCGAUAACUCCCAGGAAGCUCUGUACGCGAGACUACGUAAACGACUCUCUAGUCGCGGGGCAAAAUGGUUUCUUUCAGUAUUGCAAUCCUCGGUUCGCCUCUCAAUCGCGACAAGCAAUCGACAAUUCGAUAUUACACGUUCAGACGAGCUUUUAGCGAAGUUACAUUGUAUCGAAGUAACGUAAUAAGAACUAGACUAUUAUUCUGUAGGUAUAAAACUAACAUUAGCAUCGUCGACCGGCGAUCGAAAGAUAGUGGCUAGAGAGUUAUUCGAAUUAUUUUACCGACACCGAUCUUUGUUAAGCGCUACACUAUUGUUCGCAGAGUGAUUCCAACGCGCUUGGGCGAUAGCCGUUGCAAAAACAAAAAAAAAGAAAGAAAAAAAAAAACAUACACGUGUAUUCACGUACAUGUAAGUGUAUAUGCGCGCGUGUGUACAAAGAUGCACUUCGUUUAGGCCAGCUCGUGGCUCGAGCAAAAUAAUAAUUCAUAAUAAGUCGGAACGUUAGUUCAGACGAGGGGUUUAAUCGAAACUACCGCCAUCUGCAACUCGAUAUACACACACAGAGCUAGUUUACACCGAGCGUUUGAUACGCGCGCGUACCGACCACUCCGACUAUCGUAACGAAAUUGUGGUGUAAAUAGAGUGUAUCAAGUUGAUAAUUACGUUUCACAAAUGAAACUCAUGGUAUAUAUAUAUAUAUAUAUAUAGUUUGAACAAAUUAAAAUAAAAUAUAAGUCGCACGGUUACUUUGUUUGCAUCUCGUUCGUACAUUUUAUAAACUCGAUACACUCGAACGCGAAUCGAAUCGAAUCGAAUCGAACGCCUGGAGCGCCGCCACUUUAGCCCGCGUAUCGAGAACGGGCACGGUGUAAACUAAGUCGCAAUGAAAGUUCUCCAUUCGUUACGUCGGGAUUAUACAAACGCGGAAAGAACGAAAACACAAUGUGGACAAUUUUUUCGUAACGGUCAUCAAUCAAUUGCAAAAAAAGUCGGGCGCCCCACUUGAACAAAAGAAAACGAGAAAUAAAAAACGGCGAAAAAAAAAAAAAAAGGAAAUAACGACAGAAUCCAAACAAUGGAAUACAUACUUCUUGAGACACAUACGUAUACUUCUUCUUGUUUCCGGUUCUCUAGCCUGCGGUUAAAUAUAUUUUAUUAAACGGUAUAAAAGCGUAAAAAAAAAAAAAGAAAAAAAAAAAACAGAUAACCGAAUAAUGAGCAUAAGUAAAAAGUUGCAUGCAAAAUAGAGAGUAAACAGAUUUAGUGGCCGCGGAUUAUACGGCGCCAAAUUGAAUUUAAACGUGAAAAAAGAGAACAAAAACGUUUGCGGAUUAGUUCUUUUUCUAACGAGCGAAUCAUUUUUUAAGUGAUUUGACACGUAGCUGGCUAAUUAGAAGUUACAUAACUGGCCAAUAUACUUUUAUAAACUGUACAAAAAUGGAAAAAAACAAAAUAAGUAUUCACGCGCGUUUAGACAUCAGCACUUUUAAAAUAUACUUGCCAUAACAAAUGCCUUAGCAGAAAAAAAAAAAAAUACAUUACUGUACAUUGUGGUACGUGACGCGGAACGGUAAAUAUAAUAAGUAUAAUAAGUACACGCAAUGUCAUAUACAAAACAAAAUGAAAAUAUUGACGAAAACGAGCCAAAAGCCAAUGCAUACAUCAAAGAUACAUUAGUAGCGAUGGAAAAAAAUGAAAGAUAUACAUACACAUAUACCCUUAUGUUUAAAUACCGUAUAUCUGUAUAAAAUGUACCCGCGAACUUUGCUCCAUGUAUAUUUUAUACAUUUAAACGCAUUGUUUAAAAAGCAAGCAGCAAGUGGUUAUAAUGAUUAAUUAAAACAAAAAAGAAAA